Molecule: messenger RNA, 7883 nt
Organism: Rhinolophus ferrumequinum (greater horseshoe bat)
Lineage: Eukaryota; Metazoa; Chordata; Mammalia; Chiroptera; Rhinolophidae
Gene: SEMA4F
Product: ssemaphorin 4F
Exons: 13
Coding region: 127-2352 (741 amino acids)
Biological process (GO): negative chemotaxis; axon guidance; negative regulation of axon extension involved in axon guidance
Molecular function (GO): semaphorin receptor binding; chemorepellent activity
Source: RefSeq, a predicted model, not a curated record
GUUUCGUCUGCCAGCCGCAGGCAGAGCCCCACCGAGGAGAAACGAGCGGGGCCGUGGCCCGCGGCGCCGUGGUCCUAAGCUGAAGCAGCAGGGUGCGCCCCAUCCGGCGACCAGGUGGAGCCAAAGAUGCCAGCCUCUGCCGCGCGGCCCCUCCCGGGCCCCGGGCCGCCUCUGGCCUCGGUUUUCCUGCUGCUGCUGCUGCUGCUGCUGAUGGCGGUGCUGAGCGGCCCCGUGUCCGGCCGCGUCCCCCGCUCGGUGCCCAGGACCUCGCUUCCCAUCACCGAGGCUGACUCUUACCUCACUCGGUUCACCGUCCCUCAGACAUACAAUUACUCUGUUCUCCUUGUGGAUCCUGCUUCCCAUACACUUUAUGUCGGUGCCCGGGACACAAUCUUCGCUUUAUACCUGCCCUUCUCAGGGGAGAGACCUCGCCGGAUCGACUGGAUGGUGCCUGAGGCCCACAGGCAGAACUGUAGGAAGAAAGGCAAGAACGAGGCUGUGUCCAGUUUCCAGCAGGUUGAAAGAAUUGAGAGUGGCCGGGGGAAAUGUCCUUUUGAGCCAGCUCAGCGGUCAGCAGCUGUAAUGGCUGGGGGGGUCCUCUAUGCUGCCACUGUGAAAAACUACCUGGGGACGGAGCCGAUUAUCUCCCGGGCAGUGGGUCGUGCUGAGGAUUGGAUUCGGACAGAGACCUUGCCAUCCUGGCUUAACGCUCCAGCUUUUGUCGCAGCCAUCGCCCUGAGGCCAGCCGAGUGGGGGAUUGAAGACGGAGACGAUGAAAUCUACUUCUUCUUUACGGAGACUUCCCGAGCGUUUGACUCCUACGAGCGCAUUAAGGUUCCACGGGUGGCCCGUGUGUGUGCGGGGGACCUUGGGGGCCGGAAGACCCUCCAGCAGAGGUGGACGACAUUUCUGAAGGCUGAUCUGCUGUGUCCAGGGCCUGAGCAUGGCCGGGCCUCCAGUGUCCUGCAGGACAUGGCCAUUCUUCGAUCUGAGCGUGGAGCGGGGACCCCCAUCUUUUAUGGCAUCUUCUCCUCCCAGUGGGAGGGGGCUGCCAUCUCUGCUGUCUGCGCCUUUCGACCACAAGACAUUCAGACAGUGCUGAAUGGUCCCUUCAGAGAGCUGAAACAUGACUGCAACAGGGGACUGCCUGUCCUGGACAAUGAUGUACCCCAGCCCAGACCCGGAGAGUGCAUCACCAAUAACAUGAAACUCCAGCAAUUUGGCUCAUCGCUGUCCCUGCCUGACCGUGUGCUCACCUUCAUCCGGGACCACCCACUCAUGGACAAGCCAGUGUUUCCAGCCGAUGGCCACCCCCUGCUGGUAACUACAGAUACAGCCUAUCGCAGAGUUGUGGCCCACAGGGUGACCGGCCUCUCAGGGAAAGAAUAUGAUGUUCUCUACCUGGGGACAGAGGAUGGACACCUCCAUCGAGCUGUGCGGAUUGGAGCCACGCUCAGUGUCCUCGAGGAUCUGGCCUUAUUCCCAGAGCCACAGCCAGUCGAGAAUAUGAAAUUGUAUCAAAACUGGCUCCUGGUGGGCUCCCGUACUGAGGUGACACAAGUGAACACAACCAACUGUGGCCGUCUUCAGAGCUGCUCAGAGUGCAUCCUGGCCCAAGACCCUGUCUGUGCCUGGAACUUCCGGCUAGAUGCAUGUGUGGCUCAUGCUGGGGAGCACGGCGGGCUGGUCCAAGACAUAGAGUCAGCAGAUGUCUCUUCGUUGUGCCCUAAAGAGCCCGGAGAACACCCAGUAGUGUUUGAAGUUCCUGUAGCUACAGCUGCGCAUGUGGUCUUGCCAUGUUCCCCAAGCUCAGCCUGGGCAUCCUGUGUGUGGCACCAGCCCAGCGGAGUGACUGCACUUACCCCCCGGCGGGAUGGCCUAGACGUGGUGGUAACCCCAGGGGCCAUGGGUGCUUAUGCCUGUGAAUGUCAGGAGGGCGGGGCAGCCCGUGUGGUAGCUGCUUACAGCCUUGUAUGGAGCAGCCAGCGGGGGACCUCCAGCCGGGCCCACACAGUGGGGGCUGGACUGGCUGGCUUCUUCCUGGGGGUUCUUGCAGCAUCCCUGACUCUCCUCCUGAUUGGUCGGCGUCAACAGCGACGGCGUCAGAGGGAACUUCUGGCUAGAGACAAGGUGGGCUUGGACCUGGGGGCCCCGCCAUCUGGGACUACAAGCUAUAGCCAGGAUCCUCCCUCUCCCUCUCCUGAAGAUGAGCGGCUCCCCCUGGCCCUAGCCAAGAGGGGCAGUGGCUUUGGUGGCUUCCCUCCACCCUUCCUGCUUGAUCCUUGCCCGAGCCCAGCCCACAUUCGGCUAACUGGGGCUCCUCUGGCCACGUGUGAUGAAACAUCCAUCUAGGCCUGGGCAAAUGACCACUAGUUCAUGAGUGACCACUGGAAUAGAAUGGCCAUUGAGACGCUGGGGCCUAGAAGACCGUCAUGGCUUCUGAGUUCUCUUUGGCCUUUGAGUGAUCACUUGACUUCAGUGUCUGCCCUCUCUGGGCCUGGAUGGCUGCUGGGCCAGGGCUUUGUCUGAGGCCUGAUUCCCUUGAGAUACAAGAACGUCUCUUUUCAGUGAAUCAGGACUUUUCCCACCCCUGCCCUCUGACCCCUUCAGCCCUGGCCCACUCUCUUGGGCCCAGUAGUGUGGGGAUGCGACACAGGACACAGCUGUGGCUUUGCCUUCUGGUUGGGCCCUGGCCAGAAGGGGGAGUUGUGGAGGUGGUUGGGGGCUAAUGUGCAUUGAGUCCUUGGGUGGUUUUGCUGAUUUUCGCAGUUUAUCUGAUUCUCUGUGGGGAGUGCAUGAUCCCCGUGUUGCAACAUGGAAUCUCUGCUCUGAGAUCUCCCUCCAUCCCAGUUUUCCUUCUUCCAUGAAAGAGCAUGUGUAUAUAUGAGUGUUCAGGAGACCUGGCCAAAUGUGCAUGAAUAACUGGGUCAGUGCUCAGGUAUGUUCAUGGGGGACAAAGAGGGGACCGUUGGGAUGGGGGCAUUGCCUGUAGAAUUUUAGACCCCGUCGCCAGUGAAAGAAUGGCUUUUCUUUCUAAAAGGAAACAAACCACUGCCCCUCCCCAUCACCUCCCACAACCCUUCUCUCCAGUAGAGGAAAACUCCCGAAGUGACCUUCUAGAUGGGAAGGGCAGUGGUACAUGUGACCCAAUCUUUCUUUGUUUUUGCCUCCUGGCUGCCACCACUGCCACGCACAGCUGUUCUUUCUUUGGCUGGAGUGUAGGCUGGACCCCCUUUCCUUGGCUCCCAUUGAAAAUAAACUUCACAACAUUCUAAAUAUUAGGGGACAACAAAAGGGGAACAGUUACAGGAAAUACAUGCAGCAUAAAAAUCGAUUUGUAUUAGUGACUUUACUCAGGUUGACACCGUUGCCCUAAAGCAGGAGUUCUCCACUGGGGGUCCAAGGACUCCCUGAAAUUGUAUGCAAAGUGUUGUCUAUACAUGUGUGUCUGUGUUUUUCCGGGGGGAGGUUUUAUGGCUUUCAUCAGAUUCUUAAGGCCUUAAUAGAGUUAAAGGACCACUGCCCCAAGGGACCACAUCAGCAGCAGCUCUGCCUGCCCCACCCCACUGCCCUGUGGCCAGCCCCUGGACUUGCAGCUGCUGGAUGCUGUCUCAUUUCUCCAGUCCCUGGAAGCUGUGCUCUGUGUAUAUCUGAAGACACUGUCAACUCUCACCAAACUUAGACACUUCUUCCUGCUUCACAACUUGCAGAUGCUUUAGGCUUCUCCUGCUCAGUUCCAGUCUUGGCCUGUGAAUGUGCCUCGUUUGUCCCUGGUGAGGGACUCCCUUGAGUUCCAAUGAAUGAUCCAGCCCUUCCCAGUUGAAGUUUUCAGCUCUACUUUCCUUGGCAACAGCCUGUGAACUACUCAAAAGAGUCCCCUUGGGUUUGGAAUGAUCAGUGGCUUUGCCCGAAUCAGCGUGUGAUCUUUGGCCAGUAGUCUAAGCCAGGAACAGUGGUUUACUCCUCUGUAAAGUGGGGAUAAUAAUACCUACCUCAAGGUUGCUGCAAGGAUUAAAUGAGAACAUGUAAACAAUAAAGCACUAUCUAUUCCAGUACAGGUUGUGAUUGUAAAAAUUGGACCAUUAUGCCAUAAUCAUAUAGCUUAAAUGUAUGAUCCCCAUAACAUGCAUCACUUUACGCACCCUUUGAUGGACGGAGGGUCAUUGCCUCACACGGACAUCCUGUCCUGGGUCAUCUCUGGCCUGAGCUUAGCUGCCACCGUCUAGGGCCUGUGGUUUUGUAAUGCUCAGAUGUGUGUGACCUUCGUGACCUUAUUAGUCCUAUACGGGAAUGGAGGAAGCCUUGUGUUCUUGGGUUUAUCCUCACUUCACUCUGCUCUCUCAAGGUUAUGGGUUAGUUUCAUGUGGGGAGAGAUGUCUCUCCCUGGGGUCUCUGUGAGGAGGGGAGGAGAAGAGUUUUUCAAGGAGGGGAGGGAUCAGAUCAUAGAGGAUUGGGGCAUUUGGUUCUUGGACAGUGGCUCUGGUUGGAGGAAAAUGAGAUGAGGAAUGUAGGAACACGAGGAAGGAUGGAAAUAGGCAUGAAGGGAGGAGAACCACCUCUUCAUUGGAAAGUUCAAGCCCCAAGAGUGAAUGAGAGCACAGGAAUGGAAAGCCAAUUCCUGGAGAAACAGUGUGAGUAACUAAUUACAUUAUCUUUGGGCUGUGGGAGUGUGGGAAGGGAGAGGAUCAGCGGGUAAGGGAACUGAAGGAGGGUGCGGGGUUCCUGCAGGGAGAAUUGUGGGGAUGCUGAGACCUCCCCGGCUUCAUUCAUUCAAGCAGCCGGGGCAAGGGAUGGGAUGGGGCUUGUGCUUAUGUUACCUCCAGUCUCCAAAGAUUGCCCACUUUCUGGCCCUCACUCUUAACUUCCCCUCUGUUGUUGGCUCUGGUCCCUGGUCCCUAAAUUGCAACUCUCAACUUGUCACUCCUAACCAGUUGUGUGCCGCUACCCAUGUGACUUUACUGAAACUAUAGCCAGAAAGAGAUACUCAUUGUUGGCUCCUGUGAGCCAAGUGUGCUCUAGCACGGCGCCGGCCCUAACCCAACAGGAGGCUGACUCAUAUCCUUUCCCCAGUAGCCCCACAAGUUGAUUGGUGGCCUCACUGAUGGCAGAAAAGGGCUCCUUUGGUCUCGGCUGGGCCCUGAUUCUCCUGGCUACUUGGCCCCUGUCAAAGUCGGGCAGUCAUGGUUGUUCUUGGUCAACUGCAUGCAAUCUCAAGGGUAUGAGGUUAGAUCUUGCCUUUUUGGCUGUAGCAGAGGCAAGGUUGGAAUUUUUGAAGAUCAUUUUCACCAACUGGAGAUAAAAACUAGCAAUAAAAGCACCAGAAAUCUUUCUGCAGUUUUUAAGUUCUCCCUAUUCAGGCCCCAGAACAGUUCUCUCUGUGACAUGGCAAUUUGUAUGGCCAGUAGACAGCAGGUGUGGUUCCAGAGAGGUCCAUCUGGUCUGAUCCUGGUUGAGGUGGGGAAGGACAAGCAACAGAGAGACAGGUCUAGCUUCCUGAGGAUGUUAGAUGGGGCCGGGGUGGUUAGGAGGGCCAAGAUAAGGGUCAGGUUCAAUUCAGAGGGCAGCUCCAGGCCCUGUGGAUAAAUAAAUGGGAGCCAGGACAUCUCUUCCUCUUUUUUUUCAAGGGUUCCUGGCCCACAGGACUGGGGCUUCCCCUAGAAACACUGGGCCUGGGUUUUAGUGCUACAGAUGAAUCCUGGACAUGCCUGGACAUACCCACUGGUGGGUAUGGCACUCCUCAUUUAUGUCAGACUUGGCACCCCUCUUGUGGACUCCGAGACUUGGCAGAGCUGAACUGUAAGCUAAAGGCUGUCACCACCUACAGCUGGAGUCAUGGUUAGGGCAGGAGGAGUCAGCAACUGACGCUGGAUCCAAAGACCAACAUCUCACCCUUAGGUUCCAGCAAGUCCUUUGCGUUGAGGAGGCUGGCAAUAAAAUCUUUUCAAGACUGAGGUUCACUCCAGGGACUGUCUGAGGGUUAAGUAUUGAAGAGCCCUAUUAGACCUCUAUUGUCAGAGGCUGAGGCAGAGAACUCAUGGGAAAAGCUCAGGCCUCAGGUCUUCGUAGGCCUACUACAUUUUUCUCCAAACCAGUGGAGAAUUCUCCCCUGCAAGCUCAAGAAUGCAAAGACUUGGCACAUAUUCUCAGCACUCUCCUUUCAAGACAUGCUUAAUCAUAUGUGAUAGGUAAUUUACUAUUCCUUCCUCUAUAAGAAGUGAGGAGGCCAAAGUGGUCCUUUCCUGAGGUGAAGCUGGGGUUGGCUGUUUUCAUCUUUGAGUGAUGCAGACCUCUUCCUGCUUCCAUGCUACUUCUCCAGGAGUGACACAAACUCUGGUGGAACGGAAGGUGUGGAUCCUGGAGACAGCCAUGGCCUAGAGGAUUAGGAGGAAGUGUCCCCCUGCUUUGGUGUAGAAGCAAGGAGCUGCCUACCCUUUGUGUGUGUGGGCUCGGAUGAUGAGCUUCUCAGUGGCAGUCGUAAGAACCAGAGAUUUUUCUGCCCUCUGCUGGGAGCCGCACAAGUCUCCUGAAUUCAUGUUUAAUUCUAGGGAGAAAUAUGACCACCCUCAAGAUGCCUGUGAUAGAAUAUUUCCCCCCUGAAAUGACUGGGAGCUCAGAAACAGCUUAAAUUGAUUCAUAGAAAUAAGGUGAUAUUUUUUUUGUUCCUGUGAGUUUGUGAAGAAACAUUCACGCCCACUAUAACUAAUAUCAGCAUUUCUAAAAUUAGCUGAGUCCAGAGUGCCUGCAUUAUGAAUUGGCCUAUACAUUGUGAGAGUAGAACUGACCAUAGAUAGGGUAGCGUUGAAUGAGUAGUUGGUGCAUAAAACAAUGAAGGAGGGCCUUCCUCCAACCCUCUUCAGGAGCCAUUCCUCAUAUUGUAGUUUCUCCCCACACACAUCCACCAAAUUAAUCUUUCUUUAGUCUCAAAGCCCAUCAACUCUCAGAUUUAGGAUUUAUGCAAUUUAUCUGUGGUUGCAUCAUUACUAUAGCUCAUCAGAGAUUGUGAUCACCUUAUAAUUCCCAGGUAAAUGUCCUCAGAAAGAAGGAAACAUAACUUGUGGGGUCCUAGUUGACAAACCAAGGUAUCUACAUGCUACCUCUACAAAGGUUUAUGACAAAGCUGUCAUUAGAACCUUUGCUAGAUAAGUUCUUACUCUUUGGGGUAUUUAUUGCUGUACUAGUCAGGACAGGCUUUGUUAUAAUGCAAUAACAAAACCCCCCAUACUGUUAGUGGCUUAAAACAUGUUUCUUACACAUACUAAAAAAAGAAGGAAAUUCUAACACAUGCUACAACAUGGAUGGACCUUGAGGACAUCAUGAUAAAUGAAAUAAGCCAGUCACAAAAAGACAAAUACUGUAUGAUUCCACUUAUAUGAGGUACUUAGAGUAGUCCAAUUCAGAGAGAUAGAAACUAGAAUGGCAAGGGGAUGAGGGUGAGGGGGAUGAGGGGUGGUUAUUGUUUAAUAGGUAUAGAGUUUUAGUUUCACAAGGUGGAAAGAGAGCUGGAUAGUGGUGAUGGUCGUACAAUGUUAUGAAUGUGUUAAUACCACUGAACUGUAUACUUUAAAAUGGUAAAGAUGGUAAGUUUUAUGUAUAUUUUAUCACAGUAAAAAAAUCUGAGAAAAGUGAAUAAGGCACAGUUCCGGCCCCUUUGAAGCUCCUAAUUCAGUGGGGAGGAAGACAAGUGAGAAGAUAAUAACACCCUUUGAAAAGCACUAUUGUCAAGGUAUGUCCCAAAUCCCGAGGAACCCAAAGAAACUGUGUUCUGCUGACAUCUCUUCUGAACUGACAGCUUGAGAAACAACUUGAGACACCAACAGAAGGCUUUGUACCCCCUAACUGAACUCCCCUGAAGCUACCCAGACAGUCUAAUGUAGUCUAGUGAC